Medicago truncatula (barrel medic) is the source of this 2181-nucleotide messenger RNA. RefSeq names its product transcription termination factor MTEF1, chloroplastic. The record is from RefSeq and is a predicted model, not a curated record. Gene Ontology annotation, molecular function: double-stranded DNA binding. The coding region runs from base 179 to 2017 and encodes 612 amino acids. Gene Ontology annotation, biological process: regulation of DNA-templated transcription. Lineage: Eukaryota; Viridiplantae; Streptophyta; Magnoliopsida; Fabales; Fabaceae. The transcript is spliced from 6 exons.
AAAAAGUUAGAGUAUUAUUUAUUAUUUCGUCUAUAUGUAAAAAUAAAAAAUAGAGCAAUUUAGAAAUCCCUAAAUUCCAGUCCCGCCUCUCUCACAUGUUACCCGCCCCAUCCAUUUGGAGUUCGUCUACACAUCUGUCUGCAACAGGUUUCUCUUGAAAUUCAAUUGGAUUCAUAAUAUGAACAACAUGUUGCUUCCGAUUCACACCAAUUGCUUUCUUCCACUUGUCUAUGCUGCGUUUCCACAUAAGAUUCAGGAUGUUCGUUUUAUGGUCAACAACUGCGCCCCCACUUUCACAAAGUAUUGUCAAUUUGGGAUUCAUUAUUCUUAUUAUUAUUAUCAUCAUACAACAACAAGAAGAAGACGUUCAUAUUGUCGUUCUGGGAUGAGGGACACAGUAGUCUCUGAUUGGGAACUGCAGGAAGGUCGUAUCGCGGUUUCAAUUUUUCUUCAACAAAUGGGUGUGUCGGCCGAGGAAUCAAAAUCAAUAGCAUCAAACUCCCCAGCAUAUCUCAACAUGUUGGUAGAAAGUGUUAGGGAUUUGGAGCACUUCUCUUCUUCUAUGCUGGAUGCUAAUGCUAAUGCUGACGGUGCGUUCAACUUGAACUUCAACUACAGGGACAAGAUUCUUCACAUUGCAGCUCUCAAAGGUGACAACGGCAAACUAGCCUACUUAGAGAGUCUCGGCUUCACACUCUCUUCCUCAAUGAACGUCGCCAGGUAUAUAUCCUCCGCUCACACCCUCCUGUCUCUCAUUAACAAAGUUACCUCUAUCAAACAACUCCUUUUUCCUCCCGCGCACACUACUCAUCACUAUCAACUCCUUAUCAAGAAUAUUCGUCUCAUCAUGACCCACUUAUCAAUUUCACUAGAUGAAGAUAUGCAACACACUUUCUCCUUUUUCGAAAAGGUUCAAGCAAGGCGUGGAGGUUUAAAUAUCCUUGCUUCUCAAGAUGCUGCUUUCCGUUGCUUCAUUGAAUCAUUUCCUCGUAUACUUUUGUUAUCACUAAAUAAUCACAUCUCACCUACACUGGAUAUUCUCCAAAAUAUUGGGAUCCCCGCAGAUCGCAUCCCCAACAUAAUAUUGGCUUUUCCUCCUAUUCUGCUCUGGAAUGUUGAACUCCUUCAGACUAGAGUUCUGGCCUUGAACCAGAUUGAUGGUGUGGAUAAAGAUUAUGCCAAGUUGAUGCUAAAAUAUCCGUGGGUUCUAUCUACAAGCAUUCAAGAGAACUAUAAGGAGGUCCUUGCCUUUUUACAUUCCGUGAAGGUUCCAAAGACAUGGACAGACCGUGCAAUCAAAAGACAACCUCAACUAUUGGGUUGUUCAACUAGCAAGCUGAAGUUGAUGGUAGAUCAGUUUGCCGAACUAGGAGUUCAAAGGAAAAAGUUGUAUCAGGUUAUCACUAGAAGUCCUCAGCUAUUAUUACAGAAGCCCGAAGACUUUCUACAGGUUGUUAUGUUCUUCGAAAAUAUGGGUUUUGAUAAGGAAAAUAUUGGGAGAAUACUUGCUCGCUGCCCUGAAAUUUUUGCCACCAGCAUUAGUAAAACUUUACAGAGCAAGAUUGAGUUCCUUAGUAGAAUUGAAGUUUCUAAAGCUUACAUUCCUUUGGUUAUCAGAAAGUAUCCAGAACUACUUGUGUCUGACAUUAACAAAACCUUACCUCAACGGAUAGUGUACUUUAUGAAGGUAGGACUUUCAGAGAAGGAAAUUGCACUUAUGGUACGUAAAUUUUCUCCUCUACUUGGGUACAGCAUAAAGGAGGUUCUGAUGCCAAAAUUAGAAUUUCUGGUGAACUCAAUGAAGAGGCCGGUAAGAGACGUGGUGCGCUACCCUAGGUAUUUUAGCUAUUCACUAGAAAAGAAGAUAAAGCCAAGAUAUCGGGUUCUGAAAGGAAGGAAUAUCGAAUGUAGCUUAAAGGAUAUGCUGGCAAAAAAUGAUGAAGAAUUUGCUGCUGCAUUUAUGGGUGUUGGAAAGAUGCUCGUCUGUCCUCCUUUGUCUUCACAUGAUAAGCUGUAAAUAUCAUUACCUUGUAGGAAUUCAUCUUAUCAGAACAGAUUUGUGUGUCCCUGUAACUUUUAAAAAGAAAGCAAACCUUUUAAUUUUCAGUUGUAGUAAAUUCAAACGUGAAUUUUUUAAUGACAGUGCAAGCUUGAUUUGGUUUCACGUUUGAACUUUUGAAA